Oldenlandia corymbosa var. corymbosa is the source of this 348-nucleotide messenger RNA. The record is from the annotation of a GenBank genome assembly. NCBI's taxonomy places the organism in Eukaryota, Viridiplantae, Streptophyta, Magnoliopsida, Gentianales, Rubiaceae.
AUGGGGGGUGGUGAUUUUAUACCGCAAAGAUUGUCCCGUAAUUACUUCUCCGCCGGAUGUAUGUCUCCAUCUUGUGUGCCGGUUCACGAAGAAUAUUCCAGGAUAGAGAUUAAUGUACCGGCCGGCGCCGGCGGCAAUGCUAACAGAAGAAGCAGAAGAAGGUUGAGGAAGCUGAUUAAGAAGAUAAUGAGCGAGAGCAAGAGUAUCUACGGAUCAAAGCCGUUAACGUUUCAGUAUGACGCCGUUAGUUACUCCCAGAAUUUCGAUGAGGGAUGCCACCGUGAUGAAUAUCCACGGUGUCACCAACUGUUUCCAGAUCAUCCUCAUCGAUGGCAUGUACAGCAAUAG